GACAAAUUCAAAAAUGAUUGUGAAUUAUUGACGAAUGAAGGUGAAUUUCAUAGUAAUGAAGUAUCUGAGAGUGAUGAUGAACCUGCCCAAAAAGAAGUUGAUAUGAAUAUCUGCUCAAAAAAUAAACAAUAG
Messenger RNA from Funneliformis geosporum, 132 nucleotides. NCBI's taxonomy places the organism in Eukaryota, Fungi, Glomeromycota, Glomeromycetes, Glomerales, Glomeraceae. The record is from the annotation of a GenBank genome assembly.